Mastomys coucha (southern multimammate mouse) is the source of this 5762-nucleotide messenger RNA. It is a transcript of the gene Synj2, whose product is annotated as synaptojanin 2. The coding region runs from base 91 to 4491 and encodes 1466 amino acids. The record is from RefSeq and is a predicted model, not a curated record. Gene Ontology annotation, molecular function: phosphatidylinositol-4,5-bisphosphate 5-phosphatase activity; RNA binding. Gene Ontology annotation, biological process: brain development; phosphatidylinositol dephosphorylation; synaptic vesicle endocytosis. Gene Ontology annotation, cellular component: presynapse; perinuclear region of cytoplasm. The transcript is spliced from 27 exons. Lineage: Eukaryota; Metazoa; Chordata; Mammalia; Rodentia; Muridae.
GGCGCUGGAGCCCGGCACAAAGUGAAACUCCUAGUAGCCGUGCGCCCUCGGGCGGGACCCGGUCCCGGCUCUCCUGUGCUCCCGGCGCCCAUGGCUCUGAGCAAAGGGCUGCGACUGCUGGCGCGGCUGGAUUCCACCGGCCCGAGCAGCGUGCUGCUGGAAGCGCGGAGCCGCGGGGACUGCCUGCUUUUCGAGGCCGGCGCGGUGGCCUCACUGGCUCCGGAAGAGAAGGAAGUCAUUAAAGGGCUGUAUGGCAAGCUGACGGAUGCCUAUGGCUGCCUCGGGGAGCUGAGGUUGCAAUCCGGUGGCGUCCCCUUGAGCUUCCUGGUGUUGGUGACAGGCUGCAUGUCAGUGGGCAGAAUUCCAGAUGCAGAGAUCUACAAAAUCACCGCCACUGAGUUCUACCCACUGCAGGAAGAGACCAAGGAAGAGGACCGCCUGCCUGCCUUGAAGAAGAUUCUGAGCUCAGGGGUGUUCUAUUUCGCAUGGCCCAAUGACGGCGCCUGCUUUGAUCUGACCAUCAGGGCUCAGAAACAGGGUGAUGACUGCUCUGAAUGGGGGACCUCCUUCUUCUGGAACCAGCUAUUGCAUGUGCCUCUGCGGCAGCACCAGGUGAGCUGCCAUGACUGGCUGCUGAAAGUCAUUUGUGGGGUGGUGACCAUCCGCACAGUAUAUGCCUCCCACAAGCAGGCCAAGGCCUGUCUCAUCUCUCGCAUCAGCUGUGAACGUGCAGGUGCUCGCUUCCUCACCCGUGGUGUGAACGACGAUGGCCACGUGUCCAACUUUGUGGAGACAGAGCAAACGAUUUACAUGGAUGGUGGAGUAUCGUCCUUUGUCCAGAUCCGAGGCUCCGUUCCACUGUUCUGGGAGCAGCCAGGGCUUCAGGUUGGCUCCCAUCAUCUGAGACUGCAUAGAGGCCUAGAGGCCAACGCUCCUGCUUUUGAAAGGCACAUGGUGCUUCUGAAGGAGCAAUACGGGAAGCAGGUGGUUGUGAACCUGCUGGGAAGUAGAGGCGGUGAGGAGGUGCUCAACAGAGCCUUCAAGAAGUUGCUCUGGGCUUCUUGCCAUGCGGGCGACACGCCUAUGAUAAAUUUUGACUUCCAUCAGUUUGCCAAAGGUAGGAAGCUAGAGAAAUUGGAGAACCUGUUGAGACCUCAGUUACAACUACACUGGGAAGACUUGGGCGUGUUUGCGAAGGGCGAGAAUGUAAGUCCACGGUUUCAGAAAGGCACUCUGCGGAUGAACUGUCUUGACUGUCUGGAUCGAACCAACACUGUGCAGUGUUUCAUUGCUCUUGAGGUCCUUCAUCUGCAGCUUAAGAGCUUGGGGCUGAAUUCAAAGCCCAUCAUCGACCGCUUUGUGGAGUCCUUCAAAGCCAUGUGGUCUCUGAAUGGGCACGGCCUGAGCAAGGUGGGGAAGCUGAAGGAUGGGGCCCGAUCCAUGUCUCGUACCAUCCAGUCUAACUUCUUCGACGGGGUGAAGCAGGAGGCCAUCAAGCUACUGCUAGUUGGAGAUGUCUACAAUGAAGAGUCUACAGAUAAAGGAAGGAUGCUGCUGGACAACGCGGCCCUUCUGGCAACACCCAGGAUCUUGAAGGCCAUGACAGAACGACAGUCAGAAUUCACAAGUUUCAAACGCAUCCAGAUUGCUGUGGGGACCUGGAAUGUGAAUGGAGGAAAGCAGUUCCGUAGCAAUCUCCUGGGGACAGCCGAGCUCACGGACUGGCUCCUAGAUGCCCCCCAGCUCUCAGGAGCAGUGGACUCUCAGGAUGAUGGUAGUCCUUCUGAUGUAUUUGCCAUCGGGUUUGAGGAAAUGGUGGAACUGAGUGCGGGAAAUAUUGUCAAUGCCAGUACCACCAACCGGAAGAUGUGGGGCGAGCAGCUUCAGAAAGCCAUCUCCCGCUCCCAUCGGUACAUCCUCUUGACUUCCGCACAGCUGGUGGGCGUCUGUCUUUACAUCUUUGUACGUCCGUACCAUGUCCCGUUCAUCAGGGAUGUGGCCAUCGAUACCGUGAAGACUGGCAUGGGGGGAAAGGCAGGAAAUAAGGGCGCUGUGGGCAUCCGCUUUCAGCUCCACAGCACCAGCUUCUGCUUCAUCUGCAGCCACCUGACGGCUGGGCAGUCUCAGGUGAAGGAGAGGAACGAAGACUACCGGGAGAUCACGCACAAGCUCUCCUUCCCUUCGGGGAGAAACAUAUUUUCACAUGAUUAUGUGUUUUGGUGUGGUGAUUUCAACUACCGCAUUGAUCUUACUUACGAAGAAGUCUUCUAUUUUGUUAAACGCCAAGACUGGAAGAAACUUAUGGAAUUUGAUCAGUUACAGCUACAGAAAUCAAGUGGGAAAAUUUUUAAAGACUUUCAUGAAGGAGCCGUUAACUUCGGACCCACCUAUAAGUAUGACGUUGGAUCAGCUGCCUAUGACACAAGUGACAAGUGCCGUACCCCAGCCUGGACAGACAGGGUGCUGUGGUGGAGGAAGAAGCAUCCAUACGACAAGACAGCUGGCGAACUCAACCUUCUAGACAGUGAUCUAGACAGUGAUACCAAAAUCAGACAUACCUGGUCUCCAGGUACUCUUAAGUACUACGGCCGUGCGGAGCUGCAGGCAUCUGAUCACAGACCUGUGCUGGCCAUUGUGGAGGUGGAGGUUCAAGAGGUUGAUGUGGGAGCCCGGGAGAGGGUCUUCCAGGAAGUGUCCUCUGUCCAAGGCCCUCUGGAUGCCACCGUUGUUGUAAACCUCCAGUCUCCAACCCUAGAAGAGAAAAAUGAAUUUCCAGAGGACCUGCGCACAGAACUUAUGCAGACUUUGGGGAAUUAUGGGACGAUUAUUCUGGUCAGGAUCAACCAAGGGCAGAUGCUGGUGACAUUUGCAGACAGCCACUCAGCUCUCAGUGUGCUGGAUGUGGAUGGUAUGAAGGUGAAAGGCAGGGCUGUGAAGAUUCGACCAAAGACCAAAGAUUGGCUAGAAGGCUUGAGAGAGGAACUCAUCCGGAAGCGGGACAGCAUGGGCCCCGUGUCUCCCACCGCCAAUUCCUGCUUGUUGGAGGAGAACUUUGACUUCACAAGUCUGGACUAUGAGUCAGAAGGGGAUGUCCUUGAAGAGGAUGAAGACUAUUUAGUGGAUGAGUUUGGCCAGCCUGUAGUCUCAGACAGCGAGCUCGGUGGAGACGACUCUUCCGAUACCAUGAGCUCCUCGACACCUGCCAGCAAAUCUCCUGCACUAGCUAAAAAGAAGCAACAUCCAACAUACAAAGACGACGCUGACCUGGUGACCUUAAAGCAGGAGCUGGAAGUUGCUGGGAAUUUUCGCCACCGUUCUCCGAGCAGGUCCCUGUCCGUUCCCAAUAGGCCUCGGCCACCUCACCCACCACAGAGACCCCCCCCUCCAACUGGUUUCAUGGUGAAGAAGUCGGCCUCAGAUGCAUCCAUCUCCUCUGGCACUCAUGGGCAAUAUUCUAUCUUGCAGACCGCAAAACUUCUUCCAGGAGCACCUCAGCAACCGCCCAAGGCUAGAACUGGAAUAAGUAAACCUUACAACGUCAAACAGAUCAAAACCACCAACGCUCAGGAGGCAGAAGCAGCUAUCCGGUGUCUCCUGGAAGCCAGCGGAGGUGUCCCGGAAUCAGCCCCAGGUACCAUGCCCCUGAGAAACCAAGGGUCUUCUAAGCCAGAGGCCACCCUGGGGCCCCUGGCCCUGCCCCGCCGGCCUGCUCCAAGGGUUCCCACUAUGAAGAAACCAACUUUGAGGAGGACAGGAAAGCCCACGUUACCUGAAGAACACUUUGAGCAGCAGCCUGUCCAUUUUACAAUGGCUUCCCAGGAAAUGAACCUUGAGACCCCUCUUCCAAUAACAGUCCCUCCCGUCCCGCCUGUUCCCAAACCAAGAACAUUUCAGCCUGGGAAAGGUGUUGAGAGGAGGCUGAGCAGUGGCAAGCCAGAACCAGAUAAAGCUCCUCCGGUGACAGGCGCUGUGGAGUUACCGCCUCCAGAGGCCCGGGAGGCCCCGUCUCUGGCUCCCAAGGUCCCUCCGAGGAGGAAGAAGUCUGCACCAGCAGCUUUCCACCUUCAGGUCCUGCAGAGCAAUAGCCAACUACUCCAGGGCCUCACACGAUCCAGCAGUUCUCCAUCCUCACUGAAGCCUGACAACCACCCACUCUGUCCACAAGUGUCACUUGGCACUUCAUCUGCCAGAAGCCCUGAAAUGGAUGGCCCCAGAGUGACGGAGCCUGAGGCAGCCUCUUUUCAUGGCAAUUAUCCAGAUCCCUUCUGGAGCCUUCUCCACCACCCUAAGCUGUUGAAUAAUGCCUGGCUGUCCAAGGGCUCUGAGCCUUUAGACUUGGGGUCCAGGAACCCUGAGAGGACACACCCAGAGCCAGCACAGGUCAAUGCAUCAGUGGCUGAGAGGGGGCUUCCGCCAGACGAUGGGGGAAAAGACUUCAGUCACUGGAUGGCCGCCAAUAGCAAAGACAAGAGGACAACAUUAGGUGUUUGACCCACAGAACAUGACCUGUUGGCUCUGAAGAUACUCUCAUUUCAAGUGUUCACCUCCCUCGUGUGGGCAUUGCUUGACCUAGUCAAAGGGAUAUCGAUUUAAAGGCACACCGAACCCCUUUGCUUAUCUGUCACUCUGUGUAGUGUAUGAAAACUGUCUGCCAUUCAGUACAGUUAUCUAGCCACUCAAAUGUUCCAUUUGAGAUCAUGCGUCUUAAGCUUGCUCUCAGGGGACUGGGAAAUGUGCUGUUGAAUUCAGGGUAUGGAUUUUAAAGGAAAGAGAUAUAGAUUCCUAAGAUGCUCUCACCCACAGAAUUUUAAAUGGCUGUUAGAUCUCUGUGUGUGCCAUUUGCUUGUUGGUUUUGUUUGUGUUUUUACAGAUUUGGGAUAAGUGGUAGGUUCAUAAAAGAUGACAUUAAAAGCAGUCAGGACUGUCAAGAGCUGUUCUGACCCACUUGAAACCACAUUAAGAAAAAUCAGAGCUGAAAACAGGUCAACGUCAUGCCUGGACCAUACAUUCCUGUGAGCCCUUUUUAUGGAAUUGCCCUUGAUAGCUGCAAGUUCUAUUUCUUCAGGCUUGGCAGAAAGACCUUGUCUGUACUGAGCAUGUGUGUUUUCUGUUAUUCUCUAAAUACUACAGUAUAACAGGUGUAAGUCAUUUAGAGACAACUGAAGGUGUACAAGAGGAUGUGUAGAAACUAUACAAAUACUGUGCUGUUGAAGACUUAAGCAUCCAAGGAUUUGGGUACCUCAGGGGGUCCUGGAACUGAUCUCCCAUAGAUACUCAGGUGACUACCCAUGCGUAAUUAGCUUUAAUCAUGUUGAAGUCCUAUGAGAGCUGGUGGCAAUACUGUUUUGGUUGGGACGUGUGCACCACGAGUUUACCCUCCACUAAAAUAUGGACCAGCUGACUCCUGCAUGCCCAUACACAGCCAUGGUCUUGAGCCAUGGUAUGCUGCUUAAACUAAUUUACAUUUACUCUCUGGAUGAAACUUCCCUCCUAUUGUCCAUGUCCCAUAAAGGCACAAAAUGUGAAAACUCAUACUGGCCCAUCUUCAUCUGUGUAGUAUAUGAUGGCUUCAGGAAGGAGUGUACACAGCUUCCCGUGAGGUCACAUCACCAAAACGGCAAGUCUGGGCUUGUUCUCUGAUGUCUCUUGCGUCUGUUUGUUGCUUCUUGCAUUCAUGCAUUUCUAAUACUUCUCAUCUCUUCAAAAAUUGACAGACACCUUAAUGCUAUUUUAUAUUAAAAAUGUAUUGGGAUGUUUAGAAU